Juglans regia (Persian walnut) is the source of this 645-nucleotide messenger RNA. RefSeq lists its product as uncharacterized. Bases 1 to 645 code for a protein of 214 amino acids. Lineage: Eukaryota; Viridiplantae; Streptophyta; Magnoliopsida; Fagales; Juglandaceae. The transcript has a single exon. The record is from RefSeq and is a predicted model, not a curated record.
AUGGGGGAUCAUCCCUGGCUAGUAGUAGGGGAUUUUAACUCUAUUCGUAAUGACUCGGAACGCAUUGGUGGUAAUCCUCGACCGUUGGGUUCGAUGACUGAUUUUAAUAAUUGUUUAGAUCAGUGUGGUCUUUUUGAUCUUUCUAGUGGAGGGAAUCAGAUGUCUUGGUGUAAUGGGCAUGAGGGGAGCUUUAGAAGCUGGAUAAAAUUGGAUAGAGUGGUCAUUAACAAUGCUUUCUCAUCUCAGUUUCUGUUUGCACAACUGGAAUAUUUGAGGAGGAAAUCUUUUGAUCAUUGCCCAAUGGUAGUACAUUUUGAUCGGCCCCAUACAUCUUAUGGUCCAUCUCCUUUUUGGUUUCAGAACAUGUGGUGCUCACAUGAGGGAUUUUUCGCUUGUGUGGAGGAGGCUUGGAAUAGGCCAGAUUCGACUAGGGGGCUUUUGAAACUAGCUAUUCAUCCUAAGCGCACCAAAAUGGCGUUAUCAGCUUGGAACAAAAAUACUUUUGGUCUAGUGGAGGUUAUCGUAAAGGACUUGGAGACUUGGUUGGAGAACCUAGAACAUCAACUCCAACUUGGGUACUCUGAGGAAGUAGAAGCUGAAUUUUUGGUGACUAAAAUUGAGUUGCAGCUUUGGGAGAAUCGAUAG